Molecule: messenger RNA, 1764 nt
Organism: Castor canadensis (American beaver)
Lineage: Eukaryota; Metazoa; Chordata; Mammalia; Rodentia; Castoridae
Product: zinc finger protein with KRAB and SCAN domains 4-like
Biological process (GO): regulation of transcription by RNA polymerase II
Cellular component (GO): nucleus
Molecular function (GO): DNA-binding transcription activator activity, RNA polymerase II-specific; RNA polymerase II cis-regulatory region sequence-specific DNA binding
Source: RefSeq, a predicted model, not a curated record
GGCUUGCUACUUUCGGACACUUUUGAAUCUCUUGAAAACCUACAGGUGUCGCGGGAAAACUGCCUUGUCUAAAGAUGGCGAGACAAUCGAGGGAAAGCGCAGCUCUGGAUGACCAAUCUGCUGAAGACCACAUGGGGCUUCUGGUCAUAAAAGUGGAGGAGGAAGAGGCUUCCACCUUUGCUGAGACCAGUUCGCCAGGCAGCCCCGCCCGGGGCCCCGAGCACUGCCGCCAGCGCUUCCGUGCGUUCCGCUACCCCGACGCUGCGGGGCCCCGGGAGGCGCUGGGCCGCCUGCGGGAGCUCUGCGGACAGUGGCUGCGGCCAGAUGUGCACAGCAAGGAGCAGAUCCUGGAGCUGCUGGUGCUGGAGCAGUUCCUCACCAUCCUGCCCGGGGACCUGCAGGCCUGGGUGCGGGAGCAGCAUCCAGAGAGUGGGGAGGAGGUGGUGGUGCUGUUGGAGUAUCUGGAGAGGCAGCUGGAUGAGCCUAUGCUGCAGGUCCCAGGUGGUGAUCAGGAGCAAGAACUACUCUGUUCCAAGGUGGUACUGUUGACAUCAACCCAAAUCACACAAAGUAGCCAAUUCCAGCCAAUGAAGCCUCUGUUCAAACAAGAAUCUCUGGGAUCCCAGCCUUUACAAGACAGAGUUGCCCAAGGAGGCAGUUGCAGAGAAGACACAAUGGUAGCUGCCAAGCUCACUGCAGAGUCCCAGGGGUUACUGAAAAUGGACGAUGUAGUCCUGACCCUCUCCCCUGGGUGGACACAGCAGGAGUCAUCUCAGAUGAACUUCUAUAGAGAUGAAAAGCAGAACUGUGGCAACGUGGUCUCCCUAGGUGGUGAAAUGCAGUCUAAGACCAGGGGUUUGACUCCAGCUGAACUUCCUGAGCAAGAGCCUGAGCAGAUGUCAUGCCACCUAGGUGAAGACAUUGCCGAGAUUCCUACAUGUACAGAAGCUGGUGAACAGGAGGCCAGGUUACAAAGAAAGCAGAAGAGUACCACAGGGAGUAGGCGGCACAUUUGCCAUCAAUGUGGAAAGAGUUUUGCUCAGAGUUCAGGCCUAAGUAAGCACAAGCGAAUCCACACUGGAGAGAAACCCUAUGAGUGUGAAGAGUGUGGCAAAGCCUUUAUUGGGAGCUCCGCCCUCGUCAUUCAUCAGAGAGUUCACACUGGUGAGAAGCCCUAUGAGUGUGAAGAAUGUGGCAAGGCCUUCAGUCACAGCUCAGACCUUAUCAAACACCAGAGAACCCACACUGGGGAGAAGCCCUACGAGUGUGAUGACUGUGGGAAAACUUUCAGCCAGAGCUGCAGCCUCCUUGAACAUCACAGAAUUCACACUGGGGAGAAGCCAUACCAGUGCAACAUGUGUGGCAAAGCCUUUAGGCGUAAUUCCCAUCUCCUAAGACAUCAGAGGAUCCACACUGUGGAUAAAAAUGUUCAGGAGCCUGACUGGGAAGGUCAGGGUAGAAUGGAAAACCAAUGGGAAAAUACUGAAACUCCUGUGUCUUAUAAAUGUAAUGAGUGUGAGAGAAGUUUCACUCAAAAUACAGGUCUUAUUGAACAUCUAAAAAUCCACACUGGUGAGAAACCCUACCAGUGUCAUGCGUGUGGAAAAGGCUUCACCAGAACUUCAUACCUGGUUCAACAUCAGAGAAGCCACAUAGGGAAAAAAAAUUUGUCACAGUGACCCAUGCCAUACAUACCAGGGUUGGUGCUAUUUUGUCAUUGAACUGAAGCCACCCUGGACCCCUUACCGGCUACAAAUGCUAUGA